Molecule: messenger RNA, 610 nt
Organism: Zingiber officinale
Lineage: Eukaryota; Viridiplantae; Streptophyta; Magnoliopsida; Zingiberales; Zingiberaceae
Product: GATA transcription factor 16-like
Exons: 3
Coding region: 107-484 (125 amino acids)
Biological process (GO): regulation of DNA-templated transcription
Molecular function (GO): zinc ion binding; sequence-specific DNA binding
Source: RefSeq, a predicted model, not a curated record
UUCAAAAAAAAGUUGAGUAAAUGCAGUAAAGAGCGAGGAGGAGAUCGAACGGUGCUGUCGUUGCAGGCUUGCAGCCUCUCGCGGAGGAGGAUUGUGCUCUGGUUUGAUGGAUCAGCGCGCGGUGGAUUCAGAUCGCAGAACGUCGCCGGAAUGUGGAAACCCUAGUAGCAGCGAUUGCGAUAUCAAGAGCUGCGGGGCAUGCCGCACCACCGAGACGCCCCUCUGGCGAUCCGGCCCUGCCGGCCCCAAGACGCUCUGCAACGCUUGUGGGAUCCGGUACCGGAAGAACAAAUCGGAUCUGGGAACGAAGACGAGGAAGGAGAAAAAAGAAUUGGUCCUCGAGGUUCAGAUGACGGGAUUGGGACUGAGAAAGAAGCGAUCUGUGAUUCAGAAGCAUUGGAGGAGGUGGUGGAGAAGGGGCAUAAUCGGGGAAGAGGAGCAGGCUGCUGUCCUCCUCAUGGCCCUUUCCUACGGUUUUCUUUAGGACACGAAUUGAGUGCAUCACCACCUUUUGUCAUCUCUAUUAUCUAUUUCCUUCAAUCUUGUAGAUUGACCCAUGCAAUAUCCAACUUCAUUGUUAUUCUCCAUGGAGAUCAUUUCUCAAGUGAAA